Messenger RNA from Platichthys flesus (European flounder), 2179 nucleotides. RefSeq names its product arrestin domain-containing protein 3-like. The record is from RefSeq and is a predicted model, not a curated record. Bases 196 to 1263 code for a protein of 355 amino acids. Gene Ontology annotation, cellular component: plasma membrane; cytoplasm. Lineage: Eukaryota; Metazoa; Chordata; Actinopteri; Pleuronectiformes; Pleuronectidae. Gene Ontology annotation, biological process: protein transport. The transcript has 6 exons.
UUUUAUAUAUUUACAGCCAGUAAUUCUGUCUGGCUGUAAAUAAGGUGAUUUACUGUGCUGUGGUUUAAUCAUUAUCUAAAACUUCAGAGUAUAUCUAUCUGCAGAGACACGCCUCACACACAGGAUCUGUCCUCUCUGUCUCCACCUGGAACUCGCUUUGUACUCAACACUGUGCUUGGGGAUCACACUUUAUACAUGAUGUCAAACAAUGUGAAGAGUUUUACAGUGGGAAUUAAUCCCAUAUCCAAAAGCAACGUUUUCACCAGUGGCGAUCCGCUCACAGGACAGAUCAAUCUGGAGGUGACUGAAGACUGCAAAAUCAAUUCACUCGACGUGAAGCUGAAGGGAAAAGCUGAAGUGAAAUGGACCGAACAUUAUGGAAAAACCACCGUAGUGUACCACAACAAAAUGAAGUACUUCAGCAUUAAACAAUCUCUCUUUCAGGAAGGUCGCGGCGCCACUGUCGGCCCAGGCUGCCAUGUCUAUCCAUUCAUCUUUCAGAUUCCAGCACAAGAGCUGCCAUCCUCCUUCAAAGCCUCCCACGGAAAGAUUGUGUACACGGUGGAGGUGGUCCUCAGCCGGCCCAUGAAAUUGGACAGUAAAGCUAAGGCUCAGUUCACCCUCAUGCACAAAGGAAACCCACACAGUGGGGCGUCGCUGAGGAUCCCACAGCACAGUAUCAUCGAUAAGAAGAUGAACCUCUUCACAUCAGGAACAGUGGGCAUGGAUGUAAACAUUGCACAGACAAGCUUCCGCCAAGGUGAAGGAAUCAAAGUUGUGGCCUCCAUUCAGAACAAGUCAUCUCGUGAAAUCCGGCCCAAGUACUGCUUGUACAGGAAGUACAGCUACUUUUCAACAACGAAGAGGCGAGUUGAAACCAAAGACAUCCUGAAAGAAGUGGGCGAAGCCAUUCCGCCUAUGGCCGGUCAGACUGUCACCAGGAUCAUCACCAUCCCUGCAACCACGUGUGCGUCCAUCUUGAAUUGCAGCAUCAUCAAAGCUGAGUACAGACUCAGGGUCUAUCUGGAUGUUAAAUAUGCUUCAGACCCCGAGAUCAAGUUCCCUAUAGUCAUCCUGCCUGCUUCACAGUGGCCUGAUGAUGAGAGGCCGCCCCCUGCAUAUGGAUUUGAAGGGUAUGCAAACUCAAGCGUAGGGACCGAUUUCCUCCAAAACCCAACUGCCUUGGAACCAUCCGCUCCACCUCCAUCCUAUGGCACAUACGCAUUGUACCCCUCGUUGACUGGUGCUGCUGGGAAGUACUAGAUUCUCAAAUACAUAUAGUGUGAAGUGCGCAGAUAAGUUGUUUAAUUUACGAUAUAACAUGUAAUUUAAUAAGUUAGGGUCUACCACUCGCUGUAAAGUAUUUACUAUGUUUCUGCUUAAACCCUUUUACUCAGACAAGUGGAAAGAAUGCGACCUGCAAAGCCCUCAAGAUAAUCUUAAAUUGUUGGUUGUUGUAGAUGCUAAAAAGUAGAAAAUGUAAUGUAAUAAAAUACAGUAUUGGUAGUAUACUACAUUCCAGUGUUCUGUUUAAGCUGUAGCUCCUGUAUCACAGAUAGGAUGUGGUUGACAGUAGCUUACUUCACUUUAUAUCAUUGCAUCAUGUUGAAUGAGAAUUGCUCAACUGCUGCAUAUUAUGACACACAGAAAAUGCCUUAGACUUGCUGCUAUUACGUAAACUAUAUGUUCUAUUGCUCCUAAUCAAAUAUCUUAUUCCAGUGAGCACAGAGAACAACAGACAGUCGUAUAGAUGUAUUGACUCAGGGAGUAAAGGCACCUCUGAGAAUCCAUAAACUGCUCUUAUUUAUAAUUAUUAUGAAUUAUUGUGCCUAUACCUCAAUCAGUUACUUUUAAAUUAUGUCACUUAUCAUCAUAUUUAUAUCAUACUUGUAUCACACAGGGUCAACAUUACAAUGUUCGACAAGAAUAAACCGGUCAGCUCAGCCAUGCAAUAGUUAAAUUAAAAUAAAAGCAUGGUAGAAAGAGUUUACUAUAAAAAGUCCAAAAACAAAACUAUAUACAUUCAAAGUGCAGUGUGAACUUCGAUUUAAUUUAUGACAACUUUAACUGUAGGGAGUCUGUGUGAAUAGUUAUUGUACAUGUGUAUGUAUAGUUAGUUCUCUGUGUGUUUAUCAGUUGUUUCACAUUUGAAUGAAUCAGUAAAUCAAUAUAAGCUUCA